CUGCGGCGGUAUCCGGGACUGCGAGCGGGCGGGCCACUCAGGACAGGAAGGUGGCUGGUUCUGAAAUGCCAAAGGCACCUGACUACUCAGAACUGAGUGACUCUUGCACGCUUGCAGGGGGAACAGGAAGAUUUUCGGGACCACUGCACAGAGCAUGGAGAAUGAUGAACUUCCGUCAGCGGAUGGGAUGGAUUGGAGUGGGACUGUAUUUGCUAGCAAGUGCAGCAGCGUUUUAUUAUGUUUUUGAGAUCAAUGAAACUUACAACAGGUUGGCUUUGGAACACAUUCAGCAGCACCCUGAGGAGCCUCGGGAAGGAACCACAUGGACACACUCCUUGAAAGCUCGAUUACUUUCCCUGCCCUUUUGGUUGUGGACAGUUAUUUUCUUGAUACCUUACAUACAGAUGUUUUUGUUCCUUUAUUCUUGUACCAGAGCGGAUCCCAAAACGGUGGGCUACUGUAUUAUCCCCAUAUGCUUGGCAGUUAUCUGCAAUCGUCACCAGGCAUUUGUCAAGGCUUCUAAUCAGAUCAGCAGACUACAACUGAUUGACACAUAAAACCCAUCACCGUUUUCCCUUAUUGCAAGACUGCCAGUACUGUAUAGUGGCUGACCACAAGACUGCAGUUUCUCCACAGGUCUCAGGAAGUUGUGGUGGAACAGAGACUUUGACUACUUUAUCUGAAUAAUGACUUUUUAGGUAAAGCCUGAAAUAUAGUACUACAGAAUCAUGUUGAUGACUUCAGAUUUUGGAAGUAAAAUAGUGGCUUGUAAUUUGCAGUCUUUAGAAACUUGAAUAAGUACCUGAAUUUUUUUUAUUUCUAUUCUAUGUGCAACAUAGUAUGAAUCAGAAAUUUUUCCGUUGGGGAAAACAAUGAAUAUUUCCAUUGUGUUAAAUGUAAAAAAGGUUUGACCAUGAUCAUAAAAUUUAAAUUUUAUACAA
Messenger RNA from Mastomys coucha (southern multimammate mouse), 941 nucleotides. It is a transcript of the gene Lyset, whose product is annotated as transmembrane protein 251. The transcript has 3 exons. Bases 66 to 557 code for a protein of 163 amino acids. The record is from RefSeq and is a predicted model, not a curated record. NCBI's taxonomy places the organism in Eukaryota, Metazoa, Chordata, Mammalia, Rodentia, Muridae.